Messenger RNA from Paramecium pentaurelia, 392 nucleotides. The record is from the annotation of a GenBank genome assembly. Lineage: Eukaryota; Ciliophora; Oligohymenophorea; Peniculida; Parameciidae.
AUGAACUUUAUGAAUACUCAUUCACAAUUUAACUUUUCAAGAAAAUCAUUGCCUAGACCUUUGAUAUCUAGAUAGCUUACAAGGGAAAAGAGUUAACCAAGUUUUAACCCAAUAACUCCAUCAGUAAGUUAUUAAUAACAAUAUUUUAGACAAAAUUUCGUAUCUCCAAUACUAAUUAACAAAUGAAUAGAGAGAAGAUUUAAAAAGCCAAUGGCAAUUAUUUUAGUUAACAUGAUGAUACAAGUGGUAGUACUAAGAUGUCAAAAGCACACACUUAAUAACUGUUGAAAAAGAAUGAAAUAGAAUUUAAGUAGUCUUUAUUUGAUCAAGAAGACAAAGAAGAAGAACUCUAAUUUACAUUACUAUGUUAAACUCUUGAAAAGCUGUUGUGA